AUGACAUUGGAAGAGACCCAGGCAAGGCAUCGCAAAGAGCUCAAAGCUCUGGAUGGCGAGAAGCGUUCCGCACUGAAGAAGGCGAAAGGCACAGCCGGAAAGGGAAAGAAGGGCAAAGAAAAGCUAGCCGAAUUGGAAGCAGAAUACGAUGCCAAGCAAAAGGCUCUGGAGGAGAAGCAUGCCAAAGAAAUUGCAGAAUUGAGUGGAAGUGGUGACAGUAAGGAUACUCCUGCUCCUGCCCCCGAGCCCUUGGUGGAGAAAACGGCGGAAGAAGAGGAACGGGAACGAAAACAGGCCAAGGCACGACGAAAACGAGAAAAGGCCAAGGAAAAGGAACGAGAUCGAGAAUUGGAAAUCGAACGGGAAAAUGCCGAAGCAGGUCCAUCCUUGCGAAAGAUUGAACUGGAACGCAUCGAGCAACAACUUACGCCAUUGGGCUUGAAAAUUGAGGAGAUUGCGUCCGAUGGAAAUUGUCUCUACCGAGCAGUGGCGGCUCAUUGCGGCAAUUCGUAUCAAGAAACUCGAACUCUUUGUGCUGAUUCCCUGGCCAAAAAUGAAGCGGAAUUUGCUCCCUUUUGCGAAUACGACGAUGACAAAACACAGGAUUUUACCCAAUACGUGGAACGUGUCCGCAACUCUGCCGAUUGGGGUGGCCAUUUGGAAUUACGGGCGCUGAGCCUGGCCCUUCAAAAACAGAUUGUCGUGUACAGAGCGCAAUCCAACGAACCAUUGCGUAUAAAACCCGAAGAAAGUGCGGGAGACGAUGAUGAAAAUGCAAUCCGCUUGUCGUAUCAUUUGAAUUAUUACGCUCUGGGAGAGCACUACAACCGAGUGGUCAAGGCAUCUGCUACUACUAGUUGACACGGUUGA
Seminavis robusta is the source of this 870-nucleotide messenger RNA. NCBI's taxonomy places the organism in Eukaryota, Bacillariophyta, Bacillariophyceae, Naviculales, Naviculaceae. The record is from the annotation of a GenBank genome assembly.